AUGUCAAGCUUCCCACAGACCACCUUAUCCAUCCCUCUCCACCCCACCCCCACCCUCUUCAAUGCUCUCGCGUCCUCUACCACUCUCACCCACCUCAAACAAGUCCACGCCCAAAUCCUCCGCCGCUUCGAGCUCGACCACUCCUCCAACGCCCUCCUCCUUCAACUCGUCGACUCCUCUGGCGCCCUCUCCCCCAGCCUCGACUACGCUCUCUCUGUCUUCACCCAGAUCCCCAGGCCCGACAACCGUAUUUCCAACAAGCUCAUGCGCCAGUUGUCGCGCGGGGCCGAGCCCGAGAAGACCCUUCUGGUGUACGAGAAGAUGAGGAGGGACGGACUUGGUGUGGACAGGUUCAGCUUCCCGCCGUUGCUGAAGGCGGUGUCGAGGGCUUCGGCAUUGGAUCAGGGGAUGGAGAUUCAUGGGCUCGCCUCCAAGUUGGGUUUGGACUCGGACCCAUUUGUGCAGACUGGUUUGGUUGGGAUGUAUGCUGCGUGUGGGCGGAUAAUGGAGGCGAGAUUGGUGUUCGAUAAAAUGUCUCACCGGGAUGUCGUUACGUGGAGCAUUAUGGUUGAUGGGUACUUCCAGAGUGGCCUUUUUGAUGAUGUAUUCCGGCUAUUUGAAGAGAUGAAGACGUCCAGUGUGGAACCAGAUGAAAUCAUUCUUACUAGAAUUGUUUCUGCCUGUACGCAUGGCAGAAAUUUAAGCUAUGGGAAAGUGAUCCAUAAGUUCAUUACCGAAAAUAAUAUUGUGGUUGAUCCUCAUUUACAGAGUGCUCUAGUAACCAUGUAUGCAAGUUUUGGAUCCAUGGAUUUGGCUCAGGAAUUGUUCGAUAAGAUGUCACCCAAAAAUUUAGUUGUUUCAACUGCCAUGGUUUCUGCAUAUUCAAAGCUUCAACGUGUUGAAGAUGCUCGCAUGAUUUUCAACCAAAUGGUUGAGAAGGACUUGGUAUGUUGGAGUGCGAUGAUAUCUGGUUAUGCUGAGAGUGAUCAGCCUCAAGAAUCUCUUAACUUAUUCAAUGAAAUGCAAGUAUUAGGAAUAAAACCUGAUCAAAUCACCAUGCUGAGUGUCAUCUCAGCUUGUGCCCAUCUUGGUGCAUUGGACCAAGCCAAAUGGAUCCAUUUAUAUGUUGACAAGAGUGGAUUUGGAGGAGAUUUGCGUGUCGGCAAUGCACUUAUUGAUAUGUAUGCUAAAUGCGGGAGCUUGGAAAGAGCAAGAUUGGUAUUUGAGGAGAUGCCAAGAAAAAAUGUGAUAUCUUGGACCAGUAUGAUCAAUGCCUUUGCCAUGCAUGGUGAUGCCAAAAAUGCACUAGGAUUCUUCUAUCAAAUGAAAGAUGAAAAAAUUGAGCCUAAUGGGGUUACAUUUGUUGGUGUGCUUUAUGCUUGUAGCCAUGUAGGGUUAGUCGAGGAGGGUCGAAAAAUCUUUUCAUCCAUGAUUAAUGAUCACAACAUCCCUCCCAAACAUGAGCACUAUGGUUGCAUGGUUGACCUCUUUGGCCGUGCCAAGCUCUUGAGGGAAGCUCUUGAGGUUAUAGAGACAAUGCCAUUGGCACCUAAUGUUGUCAUUUGGGGAUCCUUGAUGGCUGCUUGCUGGGUUCAUGGUGAGAAUGAAUUAGGAGAAUUUGCUGCAAGACGGCUUCUUGAGCUAGAGCCAGAUCACGAUGGAGCUCUAGUGGUAUUAUCAAACAUUUAUGCCAAAGAAAGAAGAUGGGAAGAUGUUGGAGAGGUGCGGAAUUUGAUGAAACAUAAAGGUAUAUCUAAGGAGAGGGGAUGUAGCAGGAUAGAAUUAAACAAUGAGGUGCAUGAGUUUUUUAUGGCAGAUAGAAAUCAUAAACAAGCAGAUCAAAUCUAUAAGAAAUUAGAUGAGGUAGUGAGUGAGUUGAAGCUGAUUGGUUAUGCUCCAAAUACCCGUAAUGUUGUGGUUGAUUUAGAAGAGGAAGAAAAGAAAGAAGUGGUUCUCUGGCAUAGUGAGAAGUUGGCACUUUGUUAUGGUCUAAUGAGUGAUUCAAAAGGGUUGUGCAUUCGCAUAGUGAAAAAUCUUAGGAUUUGUGAGGACUGCCAUACCUUUAUGAAGUUGGUUUCAAAAAUGUAUGGGAGAGAGAUUGUUAUUAGAGACAGGACUAGGUUUCACCAUUACAACAAUGGUGUCUGUUCCUGUAAAGAUUAUUGGUAAGCG
Messenger RNA from Corylus avellana, 2172 nucleotides. Its product is annotated as Pentatricopeptide repeat (PPR) superfamily protein. Lineage: Eukaryota; Viridiplantae; Streptophyta; Magnoliopsida; Fagales; Betulaceae. Gene Ontology annotation, biological process: RNA modification. Gene Ontology annotation, molecular function: protein binding; zinc ion binding; RNA binding. The record is from RefSeq and is a predicted model, not a curated record.